Messenger RNA from Protopterus annectens (West African lungfish), 1814 nucleotides. RefSeq names its product formiminotransferase cyclodeaminase N-terminal like (gene FTCDNL1). The coding region runs from base 1 to 1137 and encodes 378 amino acids. The record is from RefSeq and is a predicted model, not a curated record. Lineage: Eukaryota; Metazoa; Chordata; Ceratodontiformes; Protopteridae. Gene Ontology annotation, molecular function: transferase activity; folic acid binding. The transcript has 6 exons.
AUGAAUAUGCAAACGUGGAAACUAGUCUAUCUGGCUGCGAGAAAAGCCGGGACUGCUGGCAGCAUAAACAGCGACAUCUCGUGGAGACUCCAAUGUAUGACGUAUUUUGCGUGCGGCACAAUUCAAUUAAGGAAAAUUAAGAUGGCUGCAUUGACAGCAAAGUUUCGCUUAGCAGCUUGUUUACUGAACAUUUCAGAAGGCAGAAGGAAGAACAUUGUUGAGAAAGUGGCAAAGGCAGCUGUAUGUAAUGAACAUGGGCAGAAGCAUCCAGAAACAACAGUGCUUAACUUAUUUUGUGAUUUUGAUUACAACAGAUCGGUAUUAACUAUAGCAGCUCCAGUUGAAAAAAUAGGUCGUUCUGUUGUUUCUGCCUGUGUUGAGGCCUACAACUUGAUUGAUAUGAAUGAACAUCAUGGCAUACAUCCUUGCCUUGGAGCUGUAGACUUAGUUCCAAUCUAUCCUCUUUCAGAAUCUGUGAGUCUGGAUGAAUGUGGAGCAGUGGCACAAAGUAUAGCUGAGGAGUUAACCCAUCAGGUUCCAGGUUGCAGCAUAUUUUAUUUUGGGCAUGCAGAUCAGCCAUUGAACAGGAGCCUUGUUGAAAGAAGAAAGGAACUUGGUUGGUUUAAUAGCUGCUUUAAUCUGAAUGCCACAAGGCCUGAUGUGGGUACAGAACUUUCGCUGAGAUAUGGCCUAACAGGAGUUGGAGCCAGUCCUUAUGUCAUGAACUGCAAUGUGACUUUAGACAGCCAGGAUUUGAAUGCAGGAAGAAAGAUUGCCAGCUCAAUCCGUGGAGUGAACCAAGGUGGCAUCCAAGGUGUUCAGGCUAUGGCUUUCCCUCAUGUUGGAAAAGUUGAAAUUGCAUGUAAUGUGGAGAGCGUCAAGGAAGAAAAGCCCACAACAUCAGUGAUGGAAAGCAAGAAUUUUGUUUCUUACCGCAUUGGGGGGCAGUGCUACGUAUAUGCAACUCCACAAACAAUAGAAGCCAGAGUUCAAACCUUGGCUGAACAUUAUGGCUUUGGCACUGUUGGCAUUGCAUUAGUAGGUUUUACACCACAGAAAUGCAAAAGUCUUGCAGAAAUAGCUUUAUCUCAGGGGGCUGCAGAAUUCUGGAAAAAACAAGAACGUGUUUACAUGUAAGACAUGAAAACAGAGGCAAGACUGCCUUGACAAGUAAAAAGAAAAAGAAUCCCUUCCAGCUAUAAGACAUAAAUCCACAAUAUUUUUUAAUACAAAUUGUUUAAUUUCUGAGAAACUGAUAAUUUGAGGAACUGAUAAUUUCACAGUUUCUUCAAAAAACAAACAAAAAAUCAUUCCUGCUCAUGUCUCUAUCUUAGCAGGUACACAGUUGUUCUGAUAGUGCAGUUGCCCUAAUGUAUGCUAUUAUUUCUAGUCUUUUGGUUUCACACCUUUUAUACAUUUGUUACAACAUCUUAGGGUCACUACUUUGAGUCAUAAGAGUGCAGAUUUUUGUGGAAUGCAUUGAGGUUUGUCAUUUGCAGUUAGAGCUAUGUUUCUGAUGUAUGAAAUUUAUCCUGGUAGCAAAGUGGGGAUGAGAGCUGCUUCCUAGUCAAUUUAUUUUUAUCAUGUGGAAAAUAAGAUGUUCUCCUGUUUGAUUCUUGUCUGGGUGCCCUGUGUUCCUCUGUUUAACCCGGGUGUUCAGGUCCCCCCCUCCCCAUAUUCCAAAGACAUGCAGUAAAUGGAUCGGGCCCUCUAAACUGGACAUAGGUAUAGGAUCAUAGGAAGCCACUAGGCUAAUGGCCCUGGGGUCCUUACAAGUCUAGCCAACAGUUUAUCCCCAAAAAAGUAAUCUCAGU